Molecule: messenger RNA, 7644 nt
Organism: Lithohypha guttulata
Lineage: Eukaryota; Fungi; Ascomycota; Eurotiomycetes; Chaetothyriales; Trichomeriaceae
Gene: UTP20
Product: U3 snoRNP protein
Exons: 2
Coding region: 1-7644 (2547 amino acids)
Cellular component (GO): nucleolus; 90S preribosome; small-subunit processome
Source: RefSeq, a predicted model, not a curated record
AUGGCACCAAUAUCGCCCGGAAAGGCAUCCGGCCCGCCUCGAAGGCCACACAAACCUACAGAGACAACGAAAGCACAUCGUUACGAACCAUUUACAAAACGACUGGCGAAGUUGAAGAUAGACCCAGUCCACAAGGUGCAAAAGUCGAGGCUUAGAGAGAAAAGCGAUGAUAUAUCACAAAGCUACUUUCGUUCGGCCUUGGAGGAGUGGUCAGAGCUGAACUUAACCACGACUUUCACUUCCUUCUUGAACCGUGUCCUUCCACUGUCGGAGAGUCUACCACAGCUACUUCACCAUGCCGACGAAGUCACGUCAGCCCUUCUCGAGCACAUCGAGAAACAAGAUUCACUGGCUCUUGAGCCUCUCUUGAGCCUGGUGGCACAUCUAGCCCACGAUCUGGGUCAAGAGACCGAAAAGUACUUUGCACAAAUUGUCAGCUUAGUGGCCAAGGUCUCUACAACACAGGAUGACCCGGCUAUUGUGGAGGCUUGUUUCACGUGUCUAGCAUGGAUGUACAAAUAUCUGUCCCGCUUGCUAGUUCACGACUUGAGGCCAUUGCUCGAUGUUGUCUUUCCGUAUUUUACGGCGCGAAAAGAACAUGUUCGAAGGUUCACUGCUGAGGCGCUUGCUUUCCUGCUGCGCAAAGCAGCUGUCUUGUAUCCGAAGAAUUCGAAACCACUCACACUGGCACUGACACACAUUCUGAACUAUGCCGCGCAGUUGUCCAGACGUGGCGAGCAAGAAUUGUUCGCCGAGACAGUCAUGAAUCUGCUCUCAGAAACCGCUUUAGGCGUUGAUGCUGCUCUACAUUCAAGCGCCGCCGACUUAUUCCAAUGUUUUCUCGAGCUCACAACACUACUCAAGACAUCAUUCGAUACAGCCCACAAUAUUCUGCAAGGCACGACAAUCAAUCUGGUGCACAGAACGGACGCAGCUGGUUUCAAACCAAUUGCUGACCUCGUUCUUCAGUUCGCUAGUAUCACUGCUGAAGACGACAGCCAAACUCUGCUGAGUUCCCGACUGAUGCUUAUAGUUGCGGCGACACGUGGCGGCUCGAGAAUCAUCAAUUCAAUCACCAGUGGACCUCACCCAGCUCAAUUUUUCGCCUUCUGCGAAACAGUCGCGCGACUGAGCAAGGCGAGGCUCCAAGACUUGCUCCUCUCUUAUCUGCAACAAUACAUUGUCUCCCACUGGAGCACAGAUGAACCUGGCCUCGUGCUCCUACUGAAUGAUCUUCACCAACUCGGAUGUGUACACAGAAAUUCUGGAAAGCCUGGAUAUUUAGCUAUCGCCCGCGAAUGGGAAGCAUGUAUCCGACGAGAAUGGCAGGAAACGACGCAAGUCGUCGACCAUCAGUCUCAAAGGGACUUGUUGGACUUGCUUCUGGCACAAUCAAUACACUUCCCUAUGAGUCGUGAAGUUGAAUUCGAGCUCGAAAACCACCUGCAGCACAAAAUCUCGCUGGCACUUUCUGAUGCUGACAAUUCUUCUGACCUUCAGAGGCAGGUCGUCUUGGGUUGGGGGUUGCAGACUCUCGUUGCGCUCAAGAAAGGACGUCGCUAUUUUGAUGAAGCAUUAUUCAAAGACGCCUUGAACGUCUCGAAGGACACCUUCAGACUCCUGCCAUUCGUUGAGGCUAUGGCAGAGAUUGCCCCUGGUUUUAGCGACACAGGCGUGCUAUCGACACUGCCUGAUGUUGCGCUCCUCAGUCUACAGGAGAAUUUGCUCAGUACUUCAAUUCCGCUUCGUAAAGCCUCCGUCCACCUGCUUUCAAGCUUGCAGCUCACAGGCUCUUCAGAGUGGCUUGUGCCAGCUUGCAGAUUGUUCCUCGAAAUCCUCAAUACGGAGUACACGAUUUCCAAUGCUCGAACGCUGGCCAUGCUUGUGAGAAAACUUCCCCAGACGCAUGCCUGUGCCUCUCAGAACUCGAAAACGACAAUGAUCGUGCCACACUUCGCUCUGGGACUUCUGUCGAAUUUUCACGAUCGACUAAGAAAGGACGUCGCGCUGGCAAUUGGUCAAAUGAUGACUGAACCUGCAUUGGAGGAAGCCAUUGUGGACAUACUGAGACGCUGGUUGCAGCAACCUGCUUCAGGAGGUGUCUCCACUGCGUCCACGACUGGACCCAAGGACAAUUUACCUAGUCGUGUCUCACCUUACUCUUGUACACGUCUAGAAGCUGUCCAAGACACUUUCGAGGAAGCCCGCAAACCGUUUUGUGAUGCGAUGCAAGAGGUUAUAAGUCGUGUCAGAUCUGCACAUGCUCCUCAAUUGACAGAAAGUCCGUAUGAGAGUCGCCAAAUCGCCCUGCAGGUCCUGAUCGAAAUGCCUUUAAUUGCUGAAAAGAAGUCGAAACUGCUUGUUCCAGCCUUUCUUGCUGCUCAAAGAGGGCGUUCCGGGAGUCGGUUCCUAUUCGUUGAUGAUGCGAACUCUGUCAACACUGUAACCCCAGAUAUUGAGGAACAAACUUGGAGCCUAAAAGAAAGAAAGCUCUUCCUAGAACUGCUCAGACAAUUCAAUAACCCCAGGGUUCUGUAUCGGGCCGACGACGUGUAUCAAUGCCUGCUCGACUUGCUUGCGAAUGGUGAUCCGGAAACCCGAAAGCUUUCGCUACAAGCUGUUUUCGGCUGGAAGAGUAAGGCAUUAGUUAUCCAUCAGGAUAACUUACUGAAAAUUGCCGAGGACAAACAGACCACAUCCGAGCUGGCUUUGAUGCUCGACGCUAACGAUGAAUCUAGCAUGAUGAAAGACGAGGACAGAGCAGAAGUCCUCCCUGUAUUGCUACGCCUCGUGUUUGGACAGCUCAUUGGCCGCGUUGGUGUUCAUGGCUCGCAGGAAGCUAAGCGAAAGGCACUUCUACGACUUGUCUUUCGAAUGCAUGAUGAGGAAGUAUUGACUUUUCUCGAUAUUGUCCUGGGUCGGUUGCACGAUAUCUCUGCGUUGUCGUUACAAGAUGAUUCAGGACAUAUCCUUGAUCAAGACUUUCUUCCCCUCGAUCAGCAGUAUGGGUUCCUGCGCAUGGUUCUGUCAAUGGUGGAAGUACUACAAACACGAUUCAGCCCAUUCGUGCUGAAAGUCUUUGGCCCUGUCGCAUACUGUACCCUUCGAGCAAGCAAUCAGAUCAACCUGCUGGAAGACACGGAGACCGCACCAACACUGCUGCGUAACAUUCGACGAACUGGUAUCCAGUGUCUAAAUUCAUUGUUUGAAACUGCUAAAAACCGUGACUUCUCACCUUUUAUGGAAUUCAUCUAUGGCAGCUUGAUCUCCCCUCGGAUAUCUAGAUUCGUCAGUGAGAAUACUGAAGGAGUAUCCGGCCUCUUGAAAAUGUUCGCAAUAUGGGCGCGCUCUAUUCAGACAUUGGAUUACCUGCGCCUUCAUGAUGAUCAGAUUCUUCAUGCUUGCUGGGGCCUGUUGGCUUCCGAGAAUGCAAAGGCUGUGGUGAAGAUCUUCGUCUUUGAAGAAAUCAUUUUGCCUGCGGUAGACCUGGCAAGCCAAGAUGUGGAGAACCAUGAGACAGCCGAGGACAUGCUUGUCGCACAGGCUCCAUUGAUGCUUGCUAGUAUCUCGACUCUUCUCCAGCAGAGUCCUUCGAAGGAGCUCCUAUUAACGACAGCGAAAGCCACGCAACGACUGGUUUUCUAUGUCACGGAAGAUACUGCUAAGGUGAGGACGAUCGAUCUGCUAGUCGAGAUCUUGGGCGAGCCAAAGCAGCGCCUGCCCCCUUUGAUAAAAGGUCAAAUACUCAGAGCAGUAAAAGAAGCUUCUGAGAGGCUCGAGAUAGGGAAAUACUACAAAGGCAAGUUCUUCGAGCUACUCUCCGGAUUCCUCGACUUCUUCCGAGACAAGCCAAACAGAGAGAUAUGUGUUCAGAUUUUGCAGCAUAUAGCACAUGAAGAAACAAUUCUAGCUGCACCCACGGCAGUUUGUCAGCAAUUAGGCACUUCUUCGUCUACUCAGCUUGGCGAAAAGGAUUACGAGCAGCAAGGUGAAGCUUUCGCGAGGAUCCAUGACUUGCUACAACACCCGGAACCUCGUUCUUUGCUACCCGUGCUACACAACUUGAUUUUCCUGCUUCGAACAAGCGAGGAAACUGCCACCCGUGGCAAUGCUCUCAGUUGCCUCAAGCAUUCCGUGACGGCUAUGGCAGAAGUUGCUGUAGACGUUGAUGUUAUCAUCCUGCGGAGGAUUGUACUCGAUGCUAUCCGAAAGCACAUCAAGGACGAUUCUGAACUAGUUCGUGCCGACUUUGUUGAGUUACUUGGAACUGUGGUUGGAAAAUGGAGUACCGAGGAAUCUCUGCAAGACAUGCGAAUCUUACUCGUUGGCAAUGAUGAGGAGGCCUCAUUCUUCACGAACAUUCUACAUAUUCAACAGCAUCGGCGACUGCGGGCUAUGCAUCGACUGAUUACUGCGGUUCAGACGGGUGCAAUUACUGCGCCCAACAUAGCUGGCUACUUUCUACCUCUGCUGCAGAAGUUUGCAGAUGAUGAAGCUACCAAUGAGACAGCGCAAGCCACAAAAGGUCAGAGUAUUGCAUCUAUGACAACGCUCUUGCAGUGGCUCGACUGGAAGACUUUCCGCUCUGUCUUUCGACAUUACCGGCAGUCGUUACAGCACAAGACAGACGAUGCAAAGAUUGAUGUACGUCUCUUGAGCCAUGCUGCCGAUGCACUUACCAUAGCUAUUGAGAGGAGGUCACAAGACAAGCAGAAUGACACUCCAUUCCCACAUCUGGCGAAAACGUUGCUGACAGAAGACACCAUUGCGCAAGAGUUGAAAACCCAUUUCAUACCUCAACUUGCUGAGCUAAGUCAUUACAAGGACGAGGGAGAGCUUAGUCAAAGACUACCUGCCGCAGUAGUGGCCAUCAAACUAAUCAAGCUCCUGCCAGCAAGCGAGGUCUCGCUUCUCGCGAGUCCUGUUAUACUUGAUAUUGCGCAGGUCUUGCGUAGUCGCACGCAAGAGACACGCGAUAUGGCCCGAAACAAGCUUGCUGAAGCGGUCAACAUACUUGGCAUUUCAAGCUUGCAGUUUGUGCUCAAAGAACUUCGAACAGCUUUAACUCAAGGCUACCAAUUACACGUAUUGUCGUACACGAUGCAUACAAUGCUACUCGCCACGAAAGAACAAAGACAGAUUGGCGAUCUUGAUUAUUGUCUGGACGACAUUAUGAAGAUUAUUCUGGACGAUGUUUUCGGUAUUGUUGGUCAACAAAAGGAGAAUCAAGAUUACAUAAGCAGCAUGAAAGAGGUCAAGGCGAACAGGAGCUUCGAUGCCAUUGAAAUAGUGGCGAGUGGUACAACAGUCCAGCACCUUUCCAAACUUGUGCUACCCUUCGAGCCGCUUCUUACUGGAUUUCUGACUUCAAAGCAGGUCAGACAUGUUGAUGAGCUUCUUCGCAGGAUUGGUGUCGGCAUAUCUCACAGCCCAGCUGCAAGCAGCCAAGACUUGCUUAUCUUUGCUUAUGAGUUGAUCCAGUCUUUCUACAAAGCCAAGCCCGCAGCACCUGCAAGGGUAUUGACUAAUGACGAAAAGAACAGAGAUCGGUACAUUGUGCAGAAGGACAACGUAAGGAAGGUUGGCACAGUAUCAACGGCAUCACUUCUCUUCAAAAUUGCAAAAUUCGCCAUCGAUAUUGCGAGGUCAACUUUUGCGCGACACCAAGAGCUGAUGACGUCUGAAAACGUUCAUGGCUUUAUACCUGUCAUUGGUGAUGCUCUUGUUGAGGGACAAGAGGAUGUGAAGAUUUCAGCCAUGCGCCUCUUAUCGACUGUGGUCAAGCUGAAGCUGUCUGAACUAGACAUUAAUGCUAAGCUAUAUGUUAUCGAAGCAGUUAAGCUGGUGAAAGGAGCAAUCAGCACGAACGAGGAAGCGGCGCAAGCUGCACUGAAAGUUGUGGCGGCUAUAAUCAGAGAGAAGCGUGACGUCGAAGUGCGCGAUUCUGAUAUUGCGUACUUACUCAAGCGUACAAUGCCUGACCUCGAAGAGCCAGAUCGACAAGGUGUUACCUUCAAUUUCAUCAAGGCUGUCAUGACUCGACAAAUGCAGAUGCCUGAGGUUUAUGAACUGGUCGACAAGCUCGGCCUAAUGAUGGUGACCAGCCAAAGUCGGAACUCAAGAGAAGCUGCUCGAGGAGUGUACGUGCACUUCAUCCUAGACUAUCCUCAAGGCAAAGCCAGAUGGUCGAAACAGGUCAAAUUCUUGGUCAAGAAUCUCGAGUACCAAUAUCCCGAAGGCAGACAGAGUGUCAUGGAAGCAAUAAGUAUACUACUGUCGAAAGUUGAUAGGGGCGCCGCUAAAGAGCUGGCCUCGGUAGUUUUCGUUCCCACUGUCCUUCGUAUGGCCAACGACGAGAACGAGCGGUGCCGGGAGAUGGCUGCGGCGUUGCUAGCAUUGUCGUUCCGGACAACUCCCAAGGAUAGCUUAUCAACUAUGUUGGAACCUUUAAGAGCAUGGCUUGAACAGGAGGAUAACUUGCUAUUACGAAAGAUCAGUUUGCAGACAUGGUCUGUAUAUCUGGAGUCAGUCAGCAAUCAAUCACAUAGCGAGAUCACCUCCAUCAAGGAGCAGUGUCUGUCGAUCUUGAGAAAUCCCUACGACAGCGAUGUCGCGUGGGAGGUCAAGUACCACACGCUCGAGCUCUUGCGACUGAUGGUCAAACAAUCUCCUCAGAACAUGUUAACCAAGCAAGAGGAUUUACUUUGGGACCACAUUGUUUCCAGCCUCCACGAACCUCACACCUGGCUACAAUACUCUGCCUCGUCACUUAUAGCGCUGUUUUUCCGAGAGUGCAUCGAAGCAUCCAGUACAUCUGUGCCGCUCCUAUGCUCUUGGGGACUCACUAUGAACGAGACCAGAAUUGUAGAAAUCUUGCGUUUCUCGCUCAAGAUUCUGAAGCAUCACUCCACAGGUGUCGAUCUCGCCGAGAUUGUUAUGCAGAACCUGCUCUUCCUAGGGCGUGUCGUCGAUAGAAGCAACACUCAAAUAGCACUCAAGAGUCUCCCCGAUCGAGAUGAAGAUGCGGACGAGGACGUUGUCGAUGGCGUAUGUGAUGAAGACAUAGUCGCGGAGCUUGAGCUCCAUGGACACCAACCCGUCGACGACAACAAGCAAUCGCAUAUUGCGGCAACAAAAUAUAUCCUUGAUCAGAGUGCGCGCACUCUUCGGCGCGAGCCAGCCAAACAGACAACAGCAGUACUUCAGCCUAAACUCUCUUUCACAAGUCUGCUUACCCACAUGGUCCCGCUCCUGUCAGAAACCACUCUAUUGAACAACAGCACUGCGAUAACACAAGUCAUAAUUCCAUUACUACAUCUCACAUCUCCGAGUACACCAACUCCACGCUCCUCGGAUCCCUUGUUCGCCGCGUCAUACACGACUUUUGUUGAACGCGCGACAAUAACACUUGAGACCAUACAAUCGGUACUUGGCGAUCAAGCCUAUAUGAAAUGUGUGAUGGCGGCAACGAAAAUGGCGAGAGAGAAGCGGCAAGAGCGACGACAAAAGCGUGCGAUUGAAAUUGUUGCAGAGCCGGAACGUGCUGCACAGGAGAAGAGACGACGACACGAAAAGGAAAAGAGGCGGAAGAAAGAGGUCAAGGGAGUGUACAGGUCGAAUAGGCGUAGGGACUUGGGGUUUUAA